Messenger RNA from Mastomys coucha (southern multimammate mouse), 3752 nucleotides. RefSeq names its product ribosomal protein S6 kinase like 1 (gene Rps6kl1). Lineage: Eukaryota; Metazoa; Chordata; Mammalia; Rodentia; Muridae. Gene Ontology annotation, biological process: protein phosphorylation. The transcript has 11 exons. The record is from RefSeq and is a predicted model, not a curated record. Gene Ontology annotation, molecular function: protein kinase activity; ATP binding. Bases 1050 to 2687 code for a protein of 545 amino acids.
CCAGGCGAGGAGGAGCCUUCCCCUCCCUGCCUCAGGCCGACCUCCUUGGACAUCUCCUGUAGUGAUGCACCUUGUGUGCCGGGGCCGUGCACGCGCUGCUUGCUUGAUGUGGAUAAUCUUAGGCAUGCUGCUCCGAGAGGUGGACGGGAAACCCGCAGCCCUGCGCAGCCGGCGCUGAUACCCCAGCACAGGCCUCGAAGCUACCUGUCCCGCUUGGCCUGGCAGAGCAGGAAGGCCGCCUUUCUCCAUCUCUUAGCCUCAUCUUGGCCAAGACUCUCAGCUCCUGGCUGCUUGGCUAUGCGCGUUUCCUCCCCACCUCUUCCUUUAUCCUGUGUCUCUUUCCUUGCCGAGAUGGGAAAAGAUCCAGGGAUAAAAGUUGCCCCCUAGCCAUUUUCCAGGGUAUCCGAGAGCAAUGGUGGCUGCUGGGCUGCUGUGAGGGACGGAGACCACGCUGCUGGCUGCUUUCUCUUUGCUCCUUCCCCUCUGGCAGCCGUCACUCUUAUCCCUUGGGCCACUCGGGUCACACAUUGCUUGGGGAGGAGUUACUGUCAGAUCCUUGGGAAAGCGCACAGGACUUCUGGGAUAGCCUGCAUAGGGCUGGGUCACCCUGACCCUCUCACUGAACUCCACAUGGACUGCCAUCUAAUCUGUCAGUCACCUUAUCUCCCAAGGGGCUUUGAUGAGCUCUCCAUACUAGGCUUGCUGCCUGGGUAGUGAGGGGAGGGGGGCGUUCCCCACUCACUGACUCAUGACUUCUCAGGGCCAAAGGUUUUGUCUGGGGAGAGGUACCAGUGAGCUGAAUGAAACUUCACAAGGCGGGCAGGGAGGAGGGGAGAGGCGAGGCGGGGGGAGAGGUGAGACCAGAAGCUUUGAGUCCGUGUGUGACUUUGGUAUGCUUCCUGACAUUGGGUUUGAAAGGCAGCUGUGGGUCUCAGAUAUCCCUAGCCCUCCGUGCUUGUGGAGCUGAAUUUGAAUGGAAAAGAAAAAGAGAGGCCUCUGCUGUGCUAUUCUAUCCUUGCCACCACUGAGGUGACAGCGGCAAGGCCACUAUGAGCCUGGUAGCCUGUGAAUGUCCACCUGGCCCAGGCCCGGAGCCAGAGCCCUGUUCACGGACUCGGUCCCAGGCCUGCAUGUACCUGGAACAGAUUCGUAACCGGGUAGCUACAGGGACAGCCGACGUGACCAAGCGUGACUACCUGGUAGACGCAGCUACACAGAUCCAUCUGGCGCUGGAGAGAGAUGUCAGCGAAGACUACGAGGCUGCCUUCAACCACUACCAGAAUGGUGUGGACGUGCUGCUCCGUGGUGUGCAUGUUGACCCCAACAAGGAGAGAUGUGAAGCUGUGAAGCUGAAAAUUACCAAGUACCUACGGAGGGCAGAGGAGAUCUUCAACUGCCACCUCCAGCGGACACUGGGCAGUGGAGCCAGCCCCAACACGGGUUUCAGCAGCCUGAGGCUCCGGCCCAUCCGCACACUGAGCUCUGCUCUGGAGCAGCUGAAGGGAUGCAGGGUCGUUGGGAUCAUCAAGAAGGUGCAGGUGGUUCAGGACCCAGCAACCGGAGGAACCUUCGUCGUGAAGAGCCUUCCCAGGUGUCACAUGGUGAGCCGGGAGCGGCUGACGAUCAUCCCACAUGGUGUUCCCUACAUGACAAAAUUGUUGCGGUACUUCAUGAGUGAGGACUCUAUCUUCCUGCACCUGGAGCACGUGCAAGGCGGCACCCUUUGGUCACAUCUACUCUCCCAGGCCCACUUUCAAUACUCUGGGCUCAAGUCUGGCUCUGCCCAGGAGAAGCCGAAAGCCCAACUCAGCACCAGCCUUAGCCGCAUGACCCCAGUAAAGCUCGAACCAGGCCACACCUCGAGGCAGGACAGAAUCCCAACAGAGCCUCCAUGGACUUCCCAGAGCCUUCCCCAAGCCCUGCAGCUUCAGAAAGAGGCUGACGCUGAACCUUCAUCCAGGACCAGUGCUAUCUGCUCUUCAGACCUCACAGAGGCCCCGUGUGGCCACUUGCACAGUCAAGUCAGGCGAGCUGGCCAGAGUUCGAACCCAGCACCCACACAGAGGCUCCACUGGGUACGAGAAGGGGCUGACAGGGUGCUAGGGGCCUAUGGCCGAGGCAGGGGUAGGAACCCCCCACCAGCAAACAGGCCCAGCCUGGGGAGCGGAAGAGCUGCCUGGAGCCUGAGGGAGGGACAGGUGAAGCAGUGGGCAGCUGAGAUGCUGCUGGCGCUGGAGGCGCUGCAUCAGCAGGGUGUGCUGUGCCGGGACCUCAACCCACAGAACCUGCUCCUGGACAAGGCAGAAGGUCACAUCCAACUCACAUAUUUUGGCCAGUGGUCAGAAGUGGAGCCCCAGUGCAGCCAGGAGGCUGUGGACUGUCUGUACAGCGCUCCAGAGGUUGGGGGGAUUUCUGAGCUGACUGAAGCCUGUGACUGGUGGAGCUAUGGGUCACUUCUGUAUGAAUUGCUCACAGGAAUGGCACUGUCCCAGAGCCACCCUUCAGGAUUCCAGGCCCACACCCAACUCCAGCUGCCAGAGUGGCUCAGUCGCCCAGCAGCCUCCCUGCUGACGGAGCUGCUGCAGUUCGAUCCCCAGCGGCGCCUAGGUGCUGGAGGUGGAGGCACCAGCAAACUUAAGUCCCACCCCUUUUUCAGUACUAUCCAGUGGAGCCGGCUAAUGGGGUAAGAGGUGGGUAAGUGGACAGGACAGCUGGCCUGGCCCCUCUCCUCAGUGGACUUCAGGGGAAGAACAUGGGGCAGCAGCCAAUUUUUCUGCUCACAACCUGCUUGGGCCUCAGACUGACAAGCUGCUGGAAGGGUGGAGAGAUGCACCCUGCCGAGCAACCUACACACAGGUCAACAGAUACCUGCUGAACACACAGCUGUACCUUUAGCUGGGACCUAGUAUGCUAAAGGGUGCCUUCUGUUGCUCUAGUUCCAAACUGCUCAACACUUGCUGAGCCAACUGACAAAUCUGGGGACACUGCCAUUUGUAUACCACGUAGGGCAUCUCUGGAGACAUCUCAGGACACUGAACCUCUGGCUCAGUAGACCCAAACCAGAAUUGUCCUGGGUCCACUUUAGUCAUGCAACCAAUGGGCUGCUACAACCAGACGCUGUUCCUACAGGGGUCCAGGUGCUAGGAAGGUGGUUUGGCGCAUCAUAGUAUAAUCCACUCCCCACUCCUGACCCUUAACUUCUGAUUUCUGACUUUGGAGAAUAAAAUUAAGGGAAAGAGAAGCCAGUAGGGGUUAAGAGUGGGAUAAGAAUGCAGUUGUACCACUUAAGGAGUUUGAAAACAGAAUAAAACGCUUUAUUCUCUGGCUGGCUCUCCUGUGUCAAGAAGAGCUUGCUCCACAGGACCAGCAGUUGGCUCUUCUCAGGUGUUGGUUGUUUUCCACUCUGCAUUUUGGUAUGAGCUUCUAUUCAAUUCACUGCCUGCUGACUUUUAGAAUGAGAUACCAAAGAAUAUAUGGACCAAUUUUACCCAGUGCCUUCAGAUAGGUAUUUCUGGUCUCUGAACUAAGUGGUAUCUCCAAAGACAGCCCCCUCCCUAGGUCUGAGGACUUGCCUCAAGACAACCCAGUCGCUGGGGCAUGGUACAUGCAACAAGUUUCACUUGACCAGUCCCCACAUUGUGUGUGUGUGUGUUUGUGUGUGUGUGCGCGCACGCGCGCGUGCCUGUGCAUGCUCUGAUCCUCCAAGUGCCUGGGGUCUGUCUACCCUCUAAUAAAGCCUAUUCUUCCUUUGG